AUGACCCAGGAAACUGUUAAGCUAGAACCACUAGGGGCCAAUAAAGAUCCCAACAGAACCGAAAAUGGCUUAGGAGACGAGUACGAUCCUCAUUUGCACCGGGAAAUCGAAAGCCCAACAACGAAUUCUGAAACCCUUAUUCACUUACUAAAAGGAUGCUUGGGUACUGGAAUUCUGGCGAUGCCAGAAGCUUUCAAGCUAUCUGGAAUGGUAAAUGGAAUCGUAUCUACAUUGCUUAUAGGACUGCUUUGUACAUACUGUCUUCACGUUUUAGUAAAAGCCCAAUAUCUCAUGUGCAAAAGACUUAAAGUAGCUUUAUUAACUUAUCCGGAUUCUAUGAAAGUUGCCUGCGAAAUGGGACCACCGUUUCUUAGAGGGUUUGCACCAUUUGCACCUGGUUUAACAAACUUCUUCCUAAUCUUCUACCAAAUGGGCAUCUGUUGCGUCUACGUGGUGUUCGUAGGCAAAAAUCUGAAAUACGUCGGAGACGUCUACACUAGUCAGAAACUGAGCCUCAUCGUUUACAUGCUUAUAGUUUUUGUACCUUUCGUGCUGAUUAUUUGCAUUAAGAAUCUCAAAUUGCUAGCCCCUUUUUCGAUUUUAGCUAAUAUCAUUACUUUGAUUACUUUCGGGGUAGUUUGCUAUUAUAUUUUCCAAAACCUGGACAAUUUCAGCGAUAGACCUGCAGUUGGAAACUUGGCUGAUUAUCCCUUGUACUUUGGCACGACUUUAUUUUCUUUACAGGCUGUAGGAGUGGUAAUAGCUUUGGAAAAUAAUAUGGCAACCCCUAAAAGCUUCAGAGAACCAUUUGGUGUCUUAAACAUUGGUAUGGGUAUCGUUACUGUGAUAUAUGUGGGUAUGGGUAUGAUGGGCUAUUGGCGUUACGGAGAAAUUAUUGAAUCUAGUAUUACGAUGAAUUUUCCUAUUAAAGAAGUGCUAGCUCAAGUGAUUAUAAUCUCAUAUUCAAUAGCAAUUUACAUUUCCUAUGGGCUUCAAGGCUUCGUUCCCGUCCAAAUUAUGUGGUCCAACUAUAUAGCAAAAAGAGUUGAGGACGUUAAUGAGAAAAAAAAGGCCUUUUACGAAUAUUUGUUGAGAAUUGUAUGCGUUAUUCUUACCUUUGUACUUGCAAUGACUGUACCACUUCUCGGUCUUUUUAUUUCGCUUGUAGGCUCUUUUUGCCUCUCGGCUCUAGGCAUUGCAUUUCCAGCUAUAAUAGAAAUCUGUGCCAAUUGGCCAAACAAUUCGCAUCCUAGAACCUUGCUGUUUUGGAAGGAUAUGUUGCUGAUUGUAGUUGGGGUGAUUGGAUUGUCAGCUGGCAGCUAUAGUGCUAUUUAUGCUAUAGUACAAAAACUAGCUUCAGGAGAUUAUUAA
Messenger RNA from Ceutorhynchus assimilis (cabbage seed weevil), 1371 nucleotides. The record is from the annotation of a GenBank genome assembly. NCBI's taxonomy places the organism in Eukaryota, Metazoa, Arthropoda, Insecta, Coleoptera, Curculionidae.